Messenger RNA from Aspergillus bombycis, 1455 nucleotides. RefSeq names its product pyridoxal phosphate-dependent decarboxylase family protein. Gene Ontology annotation, molecular function: carboxy-lyase activity; pyridoxal phosphate binding. Gene Ontology annotation, biological process: amino acid metabolic process. NCBI's taxonomy places the organism in Eukaryota, Fungi, Ascomycota, Eurotiomycetes, Eurotiales, Aspergillaceae. The transcript has a single exon. The record is from RefSeq and is a predicted model, not a curated record. The coding region runs from base 1 to 1455 and encodes 484 amino acids.
AUGCCUCACCGAAAUUCAGUGGAGAGGGUGAACAGUCAUGAUAUGGACUUGGUCACAAAUGCUUUCCGAACGCUAUCUGAACGCGUCAGACACCACCACAUGUCUCCUGAAACUGCAAAGAUUACGAAUAGUCCAAGUGAGGAAUGGCUCUCGGACACCGAGAGACACAUCCCGUCGAGCAAGGGCAGGUCAUUGGAAGAUGUACUCCGCGACGCCGACGAGAUCUUCUCAUAUCGAAUGAACACGAUGCAUCCUCAAUUCUUUGCUUUCAUUCCGUCAGGAGCCACCCCCGUGUCUUGGCUGGGGGAUUCUCUCACUUCCGCAUACAAUUCCUACGCGGGAAGCUCAACGCCAGGAGCCGGUGUCUGUGCCGUGGAAAGAUCCAUGAUCGCAUGGAUUGCUGAACGGUUCGGCUUACCUCCAUCUGCGGGUGGCCAGUUUGUAUCUGGGGCAUCGAUGGCGACUCUGACUGCAGUUGCCGUUGCCAGAGACCAGCGCUUGCAGGUUGAGCUGCGACACAAAGCGACCGUAUAUAUAUCAGAAGAGGCACACUUUUGCAUUACCAAGGCGCUUCAUAUCAUCGGCUUGCAGGAUUUCCAAGUCCAGACUAUCCACUGCGAUUCAAAAUACUGCAUGGAUACCGACCGUCUUCGCCAAGCGAUAUCCGAAGAUAUCGCAGACGGCUGCAAGCCAUUCCUUGUUGUUGCCACGUGUGGGACAACGAGCACCGGCACCAUUGAUCCUCUGAGUGAAAUCGCAGACAUAGCCGACGAAUAUGGAUUAUGGAUGCACGUCGACGCCGCCUACGGUGGAUCGGCCGCAUUCUCCAGCGCCCAUCGAUCCCUCGUGAGCGGACUUGGCCGCGCAGAUAGCAUCGCCUGGGACCCCCACAAGUGGCUCUUUCAAACGUACGGCUGUGGCACUAUCCUCUUCCGCGAGAAAUCCCACCCCCUGCGGAGUUUUGCAUCCACAGCCCAUUUCUGCCGCGACGUCGAGAACGAAACGGAUCCCCAGAAUCCCUGGAAUUAUGGAAUUGAGCUGACGAGGCCCGCGCGCCAUAUGCGACUUUGGUUUAGUCUGCAGGUGCUUGGCAUGGACACGAUUGACGAGAUGAUUGGGCGAGGCUUCGAGUUAUCGGCCCUGGCUGAAGGCGAGAUCAAAAAGCUGGCAGAUUGGGUUAUCUUGGCCCCCACAUCCUUAGCCAUCGUGAACUUUCGCUUUGCCCCACACGGCGUGGAUGAAAGGCUUCUCGACCAGAUGAACACUCGCGUUGCGAAAGACUUGAUCGCUGACAACAUCGCGUUCAUACUCACCACUCAUCUGGGAGGGGUGGUUGGUCUCCGGAUGUGUACGAUCAAUCCGCGAACCACUGACGACGAUAUACGUCGUGUGGUGAGAGCACUUGAUUGCAGCGCCCAAGCGGCCUACGGGGAACUUUAUCGGGACCGUAAGUGA